This is a messenger RNA of Ciona intestinalis (vase tunicate), 901 nucleotides long. The record is from RefSeq and is a predicted model, not a curated record. NCBI's taxonomy places the organism in Eukaryota, Metazoa, Chordata, Ascidiacea, Phlebobranchia, Cionidae.
GUGGAUUACUGAUGUUUUGCCUUUUUCUUAAAACCUAACUUUGCCUUUUUCGUAAAUUCUCAAUACUGUACUCGCUUUAUUCAACACGAUUGCAGCAGCAACGAGCGUCGCAUGUCAAAUUUGGUGACAAUUGAAUUUUGCAAUUAUGGAAUCGGCGUGGUCAAAAAACGAGUUGGACCAAGUUGAGGAUUGCCCCAAGGAGCAAGCCAAUGUCAAAUUCAAUGACUUUCAUUUGAACGAAAUCGGCCAAAUAACAACACCAACAGUGGUGCAAAACGAACCAACAGUAACUUGGACGACAGAAAAUGGAAAAUUGUAUUCCAUUUUCAUGACAGACCCUGAUGCCCCCAGCCGAGCAGAACCAAAAUUUCGAGAGUGGUAUCACUGGGGUGUUAUUAACAUACCAGGAACUAAUAUAAAGGAGGGCCAGGUUGUGGCUGAAUAUGUUGGGGCAGGACCACCUGAAGGAACAGGUCUUCACCGGUAUGUCUUCCUUGUUUAUGAACAAAAUGAAAAAGUAGAAACCUCAGACAAAAUUGGUAUGGUAAUGAAAGGACGAGACACACAGAAAAUUCAGGACAUUGCAAAGAAAUACAAACUUGGGUGUUUAGUUGCUGCUGCGUGUUUCCAAGCCCAAUAUGACGACUACGUACCUUUGCUGUAUGCUAAGUUCCAAUAAAACACAAUAAACAAAUUACAAGUGUUGCUGUAUGCUAAAUUUAAAUCAGUGAACUUUAAGUUUUGAACUAUAUUUUUUUGUACAACUGAACCAUUAGCUUAUUGUGGAAAUGUUUUUUAUUUUUUGCUCUGUGUUAUAACCCUGCUUUUUUAAUCUAAUUGAGUUCAAUAAUACUGUAAUUCAUUCUUUUUUAACACAUACAAUAAACUACAAAAUACAGGA